This is a messenger RNA of Nicotiana attenuata, 1471 nucleotides long. Its product is annotated as protein RAE1. The record is from RefSeq and is a predicted model, not a curated record. Gene Ontology annotation, cellular component: nuclear pore. Gene Ontology annotation, biological process: transcription-dependent tethering of RNA polymerase II gene DNA at nuclear periphery; RNA export from nucleus. The coding region runs from base 183 to 1226 and encodes 347 amino acids. Gene Ontology annotation, molecular function: RNA binding; ubiquitin binding. The transcript has 12 exons. NCBI's taxonomy places the organism in Eukaryota, Viridiplantae, Streptophyta, Magnoliopsida, Solanales, Solanaceae.
AAAAAAGAAAAAUAGGAAAUACAUUAGCCUUAGCUUAAAGCACACGCCCAGUCUCUCUAUAUAUAACCUUAACUCUCUAAUUCCAAAUUAUACGCUUGAAUCUUUCUGUUAAUUCUACGAGUCUCAAUCAAGCACUAGGGUUCGUUUUCAGUAGCAAAUCCUCAUUCUAUUAAACUGCGUCAAUGUCGAUAUUCGGUGCCGCUGCUGCGGCAAACACGAAUCCGAAUAAGUCCACCGAGGUUCAACAACCUCCUAGCGAUUCUGUAUCAAGCCUGUGCUUCAGUCCCAAGGCUAAUUUUCUGAUUGCUACUUCAUGGGAUAACCAGGUGCGAUGCUGGGAAGUAAUGGGAAGUGGAACCAAUGUUGGAACCGCACCCAAGGCCUCUAUAUCACAUGACCAACCGGUUUUAUGCUCAGCUUGGAAGGAUGAUGGAACGACUGUCUUCUCUGGAGGUUGUGACAAGCAAGUGAAAAUGUGGCCACUAGGUGGUCAAGCCGUAACAGUAGGCAUGCAUGAUGCUCCAGUCAAGGACUUAGCUUGGAUCCCAGAGAUGAGUCUCUUGGUCACAGGAAGCUGGGAUAAGACUCUGAGGUACUGGGAUUUGAGACAGCCAAAUCCAGCACAUGUCCAACAACUUCCUGAGCGCUGCUAUGCACUAACAGUGAAACAUCCUCUGAUGGUUGCUGGCACGGCUGAUAGAAAUCUUGUAGUUUUCAAUCUGCAGAAUCCUCAGACUGAGUUCAAGAGGAUUACCUCUCCCUUAAAGUAUCAGACUCGGUGUUUAGCUGCCUUUCCUGAUCAACAAGGUUUCUUGGUUGGCUCAAUUGAAGGACGGGUUGGUGUGCAUCAUCUUGAUGAUUCGCAACAAAGUAAAAAUUUCACAUUCAAGUGCCACAGGGAGGGCAAUGAAAUUUACUCUGUCAACUCUCUGAACUUCCAUCCUGUUCAUGGAACAUUUGCAACUGCGGGAUCUGAUGGCGCCUUCAACUUUUGGGACAAAGACAGCAAGCAGAGGCUUAAGGCAAUGUCAAGAUGCAGCCAGCCUAUACCUUGCAGCGCUUUCAACCAUGAUGGCUCAAUAUAUGCAUAUGCGGUUUGUUAUGAUUGGAGUAAGGGUGCAGAAAAUCAUAAUCCAUCAACUGCAAAAACAUACAUUUACUUGCACUUCCCACAGGAGUCUGAGGUUAAAGGCAAGCCUCGAAUUGGGACUAGCGGUAGAAAGUGAAGUCAGCAGUAAAGCUACUUGUCACCAUUUUGGGGAAAAGUGUGUUUUUGUUCUGUACAUGGAGAUAUUUCCGUUUUGGGGGGUUUCUGUAUGCAUAUACAAUAUUGUUAGUCGGAAUAGGAGUUUUUAACUGAAAAGAAAAGUUCUUCCUAGAUGAUGAUUUGAGUCAGAUAUUCUUUGUUAGCAAUUAGAUAAUUGCCUCUUCUCUAUCUCUAAUCUACUUCACCAGCUUAUGUUUGCGGUCA